GCAUCUAAAUUUUUGUACAAAAAUUCUAAAAAAAUUUUCACUAAAAUAUUCUAACGAUUUUUACAAAACUGAUACAACUUGCCGAAAUACAAAGUGUAGCAUUUUAGUAUCCACCGGAAAGAAGCCUUUAGCAAUCCAAAAUGUGCUCUCCUUGUGGCCCCUGUAGUCCCUGUGAUCCUUGCUGUGCACCUUUUGAGUGCUCCCCAAAAUGCUACUCCUCUGCACAACUGGAAGCAUUGCCACAAUGCGCGCCACGUAUUCCGCCGCCAUUUCCCAAGUGCAUAACAGUUCAGCAGCCCCCGCGCAUUAUAUGCAAGAAGCGUGUGGUGUUCACAGAGAAAAUAGUGCCGGAGCCGAUGGUUGUGAACCGAUGCAGACAGAUCACCAUUCCGAAGGUAGUGGACACGACGCGUGUUAUAAAAGUUCCGAAACUGCUUUGGGUCUCGCAGAUGGUGCGUGAGCCACGUGUCAUCUACUAUCCGUCGAUGAUACCCGAUCCAUAUGUUGUGUGCUAUCCGAAACGGGUCUGUGAGCCGCGAGAAGUUUGCCAGUCUAUACUGUGCCAGCCGAAGCCACAGACUAUCGAUAUACCGCCGCCACGAGAAUAUUGCUGCUAUCCGAAUGGGCCGAUCAAUUACAAGCCAAGUGCCGCAUGCCCACCAUGUCCGAUCGGGCCGUGCGCUCCAUGUGGACCAUGUGGUGCCUUGCCUUGUUUUUCCACCAAUCAGUAUCCGUUAUGCGAGCCACGCUGCGGGCCUUGUGGGCCGCCGUGUGGACCUUGUGGACCGUGUGGGCCUUGCGGACCAUGUGGACCGUGCGGACCGGGACCUUGUGGACCUUGCAAGCCAUGUGUCGUCCCUAAUUGCGGACCGUGCGGCUUGACAAUGCCAUCAGGCCCAUACAUUCCAGCACCUUGUGGACCGUGUGCACCGUGUGGACCUUGUGGACCCAACGGACCCUGCGGACCGUGUGGACCCUGUGGACCUUGCUCGCCGCCUUGCCCAUAUGAAUCGCCGGAAUGUGGACCCUGCUACCCGUGCGCACCAACACCUUGGAACACGCAUUGCGGACCUGUUGGACCCUGUGGACCGCAAGUGCCCUGCGGCCCUUGUGGGCCCUGCUAAGUGAUCAACAUAGCUGAAACAUAGAUAUUAAAUUGUACACCCCUUUCGUUCUUGCGACUAAAUAUUUUCCCCCCAAUCGCUAUGUCAGUUGCUACGAGAAUGUGCGCGAUGUCUCAAAUUGAAUUGAAGUGAUUCCAAAGUAAAUGGAAGUGAAUAUAA
Messenger RNA from Scaptodrosophila lebanonensis, 1283 nucleotides. RefSeq names its product DBF4-type zinc finger-containing protein 2 homolog (gene Mst98Ca). The transcript has 2 exons. The coding region runs from base 141 to 1124 and encodes 327 amino acids. NCBI's taxonomy places the organism in Eukaryota, Metazoa, Arthropoda, Insecta, Diptera, Drosophilidae. The record is from RefSeq and is a predicted model, not a curated record.